Molecule: messenger RNA, 592 nt
Organism: Manduca sexta (tobacco hornworm)
Lineage: Eukaryota; Metazoa; Arthropoda; Insecta; Lepidoptera; Sphingidae
Exons: 3
Coding region: 164-499 (111 amino acids)
Source: RefSeq, a predicted model, not a curated record
AACAAUAGUUGCCUAUACGCACUUACUGCGGCUUGCAAGUCAGACGUCAAACAACUUUGACACAAGGGCGAAUCGCGUAGUUGUGAUAAAUAGUUUCCUCAAGAAUCAUCCAACUGGGCAGUUGUUUGUUUUGUAACAUAACCUCAAAAUGUAUUAAAGCAAAAUGAAAAUCGAAAUUCUUGUGGUUUUAUGCGUGAUCUGUGUGUAUGUGAGUGCUAAAGACUUCGUGGUUGGUACAAGAACUAACAAUUUGCUAAUAUCCACAGAAAAGGUCAUAGUAAAAGGCUAUCCGUUUAUAAAGAGAGAUAAGGACUACAUUUAUACCGACUCGAAGCAAAAGACCUUGAAAGGAAUAAUAGCGAGGGACCUAUCACGCACAGAUGGCGAGGUGUCGGUGAAGAGCGGCGGCGUGGGCGCCUCUAACGUGACGCUGCACUUGCAGAGCGAGAGGGGAGAGGGGCUGAAUUACCUCAUACUUAUAUUUAGUGAUAAUAAGUGAUGUAAUUUGACGCGAAUAUUCAUUCACGCCUUGUUUGAUGCUCUUCGUGUUUAUCUAAAAUUUUUAUUUUAAAUAAAUGUUAAUGUAAUUAUC